CGUCUUCGAAGAAACAAAAUCCGAAUUCUCGUAGGCAGGAACGUCGAAAACUGAACCGAAGCUGUCGCGCAGGGAGGCUGUUGAAGGGAGGAGCGCGCAAGCAAGCUGAUUCUGAACCACACGAGCAUUCCCACUUUCUUUCGCAGAGUUCAUCAGACGCGAUUCGAAGGUUUUCUUUGGUUGUUUCGAGGGCAGCCCUUUGAAAGCGCAUCAUCUUGUGCCGCUAACCAACAGAAGUGCUUGUUCCAUCUUGUGGGUGGGUCUGGUUGCGGAAAAGGAGUCUGGGAGGAUGGCUUCGAAGAGGAUAUUGAAGGAACUGAAGGAUCUUCAAAAAGAUCCCCCGACCUCAUGCAGUGCGGGUCCUGUGGCCGAGGACAUGUUCCAUUGGCAAGCAACCAUCAUGGGACCUGCUGACAGCCCGUAUGCUGGAGGCAUCUUCCUGGUGACAAUCCACUUCCCACCUGAUUACCCGUUCAAACCUCCAAAGGUCGCUUUUAGGACAAAAGUAUUCCACCCGAAUGUGAAUAGCAACGGUAGCAUCUGCCUGGAUAUCUUGAAGGAGCAGUGGAGCCCUGCGCUGACUAUUUCAAAGGUCCUGCUUUCGAUUUGCUCCUUGUUGACGGACCCGAAUCCAGAUGAUCCGCUUGUCCCUGAAAUUGCACACAUGUACAAGACGGACAGAGCCAAGUACGAAGCUACCGCUCGACAGUGGACGCAGAAGUAUGCCAUAGUUUGAUCGCGCUGAUUGGAAGUCCUGGGGACUGGUUACCCGUGUAAAAACGAAUUUGGCGUCCCGUUUAAUCGUGCCAACCUGUUCCGGAUUGCCAAAGCAAGAACAUAAGAGAAUCUAAGGAGACUGAUGCAACAUGAAUAUUGCUGCUGUGUAGGUUUUACCCAAGUUUGUCAUCAUUGUACUCUGGCAGGGCUCAAGUGUAUCGGCAGGCUGUUGAUUUAGAUGGUCUGUGGAAGCGGUUUGAGUCAUGCUUCAUAAAAGAUGCUUUCCCCUCUUGACGUGCAUCCCAUGCAUUUGCCAAGUUGCCGGUGUUGGAUCCUGUAGUCCGACAAUUCUAUGGAGCAAAUGUGCAAUUGAGCGCCAAGUUAUUACUUGAG
Molecule: messenger RNA, 1110 nt
Organism: Klebsormidium nitens
Lineage: Eukaryota; Viridiplantae; Streptophyta; Klebsormidiophyceae; Klebsormidiales; Klebsormidiaceae
Source: the annotation of a GenBank genome assembly